GUCUUAAUGCCGCUAGCCAUCGAUUUUUGUUACGGAGAAAAAUCUCCGGCCGGCGCUUGUGGGACACAGCGCUCUUUUGCACAGCUUCUUCGGUCCCACUGCUCGACCACAAGCGUGACUUAGCGCAUCGAUCAAGCCUAAGAGCAGCAGAAUCUCCGGAGAGCUCUAUUGGCUGCUGCCGCAUAAAGCGACGCCAGCGAAACGAAAUCACACGCUACCGACGCGAAGCACCUCACAGCAUCCACGCCAUCGAGCAGUGAUGGCGUCGACGACCGCCGCCCCAAAAUCCAAUAGAGACGGCCUCGCCGCCCUCGACGAAGCGUUGCAGGCCGGCGCCGCGACGCUCCAGCGCCUCGAAGAACAGGGCGAGCAGCUCCACCAGACGGAAAUCGUCGCGGAUUCCAAUAAAUACCUGUUGGAUCGAAGCGCGCGAGAGAUCCGAGGCAUGACCUGGGGUGGGUGGCUCCAGAACCAAUUUACGAGCGGGCCGGCCGUGCCGAAGCCGCCCCCAGCACCAUUGAGACCAGAGGUCGCUCCCCAGUCGAGACAUCAACCGCCCAUCCCGUCGGGCGGCACGGUUGAGCAGGACCAAUAUGUUGCCGAUCUAUCGCAGCAACUCGACGACGUGCUGGCUUGCGGCAAGCAACUCAACGCUGUGAUCGACCACCAGAACGCCCAAUCAUCUAGACUGUCCUCCAAGACCGAGUCGCUCUGGGAGUCUACUCGUAGGACUACUAGAGCAGCAGGUCGCGUCGCGGCGGCUGGACUUUUCGGUGCGUCCGAUGAACCCAAAUUACUAGGCCAUGUCGCGCUACAGUGUCCAGUGACAAAGCGCUAUCUACGAAGCAGAGGAACCGACGUGGGCCUGUCCCCGGACUUGGAACUGAGGGCCACAUGUCGGUGGGCCCUCUACGAAGUGAGACCUCAUGUGCUGUCGCUGAUGAACAGCGUGUCGGACAAAUACAUCGGCAUGACCUUCGGCGGGGGCAUAGCGUGCAAUUCUAGCUCGUUCGGCUCGUGGCAGCAACUGGACAUGGACCUGCGGCAGCGGAAAGGCGACGUCGUCGAGACGCCCAUCUCCUUACUCGCGGCGGACUGGGGCGGGGGCUGCUACGUCGAGUGCGAUAGAGAUGGGCUGUUGCGGCUGGGCGAGCAGGUCGGGAACCCGGAGGCGCGCGAUCGCGCGCGGCGGUGGCGCGUCGAGUUUCUAGAUGAUGCGUACGAAGUUCCGACGUUCGCCGACCAGGUGCUCACACUCAAACCCGACGCGCUGGAGCGCGUGCGCGGCGCGGUGCCCGCGGUGCUCGAGGAGGCCGCGGCGACGGCGUACGGGGCGGCGGCGCGGGCGCCGGCUUGGGAGGAAUGACUAAUGU
Pelagomonas calceolata is the source of this 1373-nucleotide messenger RNA. The record is from the annotation of a GenBank genome assembly. Lineage: Eukaryota; Pelagophyceae; Pelagomonadales; Pelagomonadaceae.